Ruditapes philippinarum (Manila clam) is the source of this 386-nucleotide messenger RNA. RefSeq lists its product as uncharacterized. The record is from RefSeq and is a predicted model, not a curated record. Lineage: Eukaryota; Metazoa; Mollusca; Bivalvia; Venerida; Veneridae. The transcript has 3 exons. Bases 39 to 380 code for a protein of 113 amino acids.
GUACAUAUUAGGCCAGAGAAAAAACUGUUUGGACAACAAUGGCUGAAGGGGGCCUUCCUGAUACACAUAACCUUACAGAGUUCCAGGAAAAUAUUCAAGCCCAACAUGAAGAGAUAGCAGUAUUACAAUCUAUUUUUGACGGAGAUGAGGAAAGGUUGCGUGUCUUGGAUUCUGCUGAAUCAAGUGAUGAUAACCAAGACAAUAAUUCUAGUCACCAAGAUAUUAAGAUGUAUAUCCCUGUGAAGGUUCCUGAAAAUAUGCAUGUUGAAGUGUACUUACCAUUGGAGACCAGUGAAGAAACAGAAGUUGUAAAUGUAAACAAAGAUCAUGUUAAUGGGAAACAAGCAUUUGGUCUUGAACGAUCAGAAUCUGGUAUGUAAGAUUUA